AUGGAAAAAGGAACUCACUUUAUAGCCGUCGUGCUACAAAUCGUUGCCGUAAGCAAAAUGACCGUAGUCCAGAUCAUAAUCUAUCCAUACGAAUACGGUAGCCGUAAGAAGGCGCGCGCACUUGGAAGAUAUGCAACACACACUCUCUCGCCGACAAUAGAACGACGUCGACGUUGGCCGCUGAUGCCUCAGGGCGCUGAAGAUACGCGCUGGCCCGCAGCGACACGCCCCCCUCGAGUCGCGGACUUCUCACCCUCAUGGUCUGGAAUCACUUAA
Molecule: messenger RNA, 276 nt
Organism: Strongylus vulgaris
Lineage: Eukaryota; Metazoa; Nematoda; Chromadorea; Rhabditida; Strongylidae
Source: the annotation of a GenBank genome assembly